Molecule: messenger RNA, 2463 nt
Organism: Seminavis robusta
Lineage: Eukaryota; Bacillariophyta; Bacillariophyceae; Naviculales; Naviculaceae
Source: the annotation of a GenBank genome assembly
AUGCCGAAAGUUCCGAAAGUGCCAUCCGUGCCGAUCCCGGACAUGGACAUUCCGUUUGUCCCCAAGUCCAACAAGACAUCCUAUUCCAUGGAGGCAUCGGAGAUCAACAAUUCGACCGACAUUUACGGCAACGACGAAGAAGCCGGGAACAAACGCGCCAAGAGUGAAGCUCCUCACGAUCGAACGUGGGAAGAAAAGGAAAAGGAAGAAUCUUUUGAACUGGAAGAAGAUCUCUACAGUCUCCUCUACUUGGCCCGUACUUGCUCCAUGACAACCUUUGUCACGGUGGGCGUGUUUUUGCUGCAAAUGUUCAUUUUGGGACUCAUUUUUGCCGAUCUGACGGCGGAAGCACCCGUGCACAAAGAAGUGGUAUUUUUCCCAUUGGAAGUGCCCGUGGAUAUCCCGACCACCGUGGCAGUGGCGCAGUUUGUGUCUCUCUUGGUAGCUACCAUCAAAGAGGAAGAUAUUUUUGUGUCACUCAAGGCUCUGAUCGUGGUGGGCCAUGAUGAAAGAGUCAGUGUCAGAUUCCCAGGAGCUACACCCCUCAAAUGGUGGAUUGCCAACACGUUGAGAUUUCUUACUGGGCUGCUGAAUGUGGCGGUCAGUUUCUUUUUCAUUGUUGGUUCCUCCACUGUCCUGGAAAUCUUUGAGUCGUUUGCUGCCGUGGAGUUUGUGUCCUACAUUGAUAACAUGAUAUUUCGGCUCGCGAAAUGGUACGCUGCGAUGGGUGUUUUUGUUUUUGUUUUGACCUGGUUUGGGGUGGCAGUUCCUAACCAUUGCCUCUUGUCGUCCUCGACUCGUCACUCGACCAACAGGGGAUACCUAGGAAAAAUGUUGCAACGAAUGACCAUCAAAGUCGAAUCCGUACAAUUGGAAAAUCGACGAGAGAAAGGUCGUUAUUGGGCUCUACUUGUCUUUGUGUUUUUCUGCUUGACACUCAUCCCACUACUUGCGUGCUGGACAAAGGUGAGACUGGCCCAAUCCCAAGGAUUCUACCUCAAGCAGGCAGUAAGCCCGCGGCUGGUUGUGCGGUUUGGUGAUGACGAACUGAAAUUGAAGAGAUCAACACAAUUUGCACUGAAUGGUACAACCGCGAGAGACUUGUCAUCCUAUGACAGAACAGCAACUCUGGAGUAUGCCUUUUUUAGUGGUAGCUAUGAGAUAGUCCAACGCGAUGGCAAGCUCGAGCGGCACGGUGGAAGACCAAUCUACGUGGAGCGAGAUGCGAAUUACAGGAACGAUUCGGCCUAUUCGAUUUUCUACUAUUGCGAAGAACAAUCUACAUGGGUCUACACAAUUCUGGGAUUGGGCAAUGCCACACAAGGAAGAGAUGUCUGUGAAUUGGGCUGGUUGGCGGUGUCGGAACAAACGGAAGAAUACAGCCUCGAAAAGGUUCCUCAGAAUUGGAAGGUUUGGACCGGCAUAGUCAGCGAUUCCAUAGUAAAGAUCGAAUCGGAUAGCUGCGAACUUCCCAGCGAUUGCAGUCUGAACGGGGUGUGUGGUGAAGACAAGGUUUGCAAGUGCAACGAAGGGUGGCAAGGGAGACAUUGCAAUGUGGAGGCACCAUAUUGUCCCGCGCUCGCAUUUGUGAAGUAUGGAAAGACUUCCUACGAGUAUUCCUUCGACGGACCAUUUGAGCUCUUGACCAACGAGGACGAUGGCAGUCCGAUUGAAAUUUAUGAGCGACCUGUUUACUACAGAAAGACACCAGUUGACGCGAGCGUCUGUAAGAAAGAAGAACGCUACGAACUGUACCUCUAUGCAGGACGACGUUUCUUCAUGACCUUUUGGUGUGAAGAGGAUCUGAGCCGAUAUGUCGUGGAUGUCGGUGGUGGUAAGACGGAGUUCAGACUGCAGCAGAAUUUGCACGCUUAUUGGGAUAACGUGCUGGGUCUAGAACUGAAAUGGUUCAGCGAGGUCACAGACAGCCAUACCGGAACGGGCUUGCAAAUGUUCCAAGUUCGAGAUUCCUACUCAACUGGUAGCCAAAGUGCGUUUGGAAUAUUUUUUGAAUCCCAAGGAACAUUCGAAUGUCUCAAUGUUCCAUGUGAGGACGAUCGCACCGUUUGCGGGCGCAAAGGAAAGUGCGCAAAAUACGACUUUCAAAGCAGGAUCGCUCCAAAUACUACUCUGGAAGCGUUUCACAAGUGUACAUGUUCGGAUUUCUACGGUGGACUUUACUGUCAGUUCAAUCCGAAUGGGACCUACGCGAAAGAACACUUCAGUGAGUUUCAAGCAAACGUCACCUCGGACAAACUGGAAAAACCUUCUAUCUACGAAUACCAGCGUCGCUAUUGGGAGCCUCUCGUUGUUGCUUCUGGCGGCGUUGUCACCGUGAUCAGGGAAGAAGAUGAAGAAUCGAACAAUGAUAUUGGCGUAGUGGAGCUGAACGAAACAGCGGUUUUUCCUGGCGGGAGUAACAUCUUCAGCAACCGUUCGAACUCUGGAGAGGGCGAGCUCUAG